Molecule: messenger RNA, 1210 nt
Organism: Synchiropus splendidus (mandarinfish)
Lineage: Eukaryota; Metazoa; Chordata; Actinopteri; Syngnathiformes; Callionymidae
Gene: clec11a
Product: C-type lectin domain containing 11A
Exons: 5
Coding region: 82-864 (260 amino acids)
Source: RefSeq, a predicted model, not a curated record
GUCAGAAGGGGGAGGAGAGUGUGAGGCAGAGCCGGGGUUCAGUCUUCAGUCGCCUCCAGAGGAGAAGGUUAGGAAGCAGAAAUGGGAGCCGCCGUCCACUGGAUCGCUCUGCUCUGCCUCUGUGGACCGAGUGUGUGUGUCCCUGCCGCCGCGCCAACGCAGGAGGCCAAAAAGACGCGAGGCGACGUUCCCGACGUCCCGGCAGAACCGGAACCCACCCACGCACUGACGGACUUGGAGAAUUCCUACAACUACGUGUUGUCCCGGCUGGCUGGGAUGGAUCAGGCUGUCCACAAGCUCAACGUGGGUCACUACACGCUGGACGUCAAGGUCAGCCAGCUGCUGGACCGCCUGGCCCGGAUGGACGCUAAAGUUCUGGAGAUGGAGGAUGACAUCCGCGAGGUCUACCAGCACAGCCGAGACAACCGCAAAGAGACGGGCAAACUAGAAGGUUGCCAGAAGGGCCUGCGGGUGGGGUACAAGUGCUACCUGGUCUACAACCGAGUGGAGGACUACGCAGGGGCGGCCAGGAAGUGCCAGGAGCGCGGCGGCCGGCUCGCCAUGCUGCGUGACCGUAAGGAGCAGGAAGCCGUGGCGGCUUACGUCAAGUCCUUCUUCCACCCGGGGAACUGGCCGGUCUGGCUGGGCAUCAACGACCUGCGCUCCGAGGGCCUGUACCUCUUCGACGACGGGACGCGGGUCUCCUACUUCCAGUGGCGCAAGCACUUCCUGUCCAGCCAGCCGGACGGCGGGCGGCGGGAGAACUGCGUGGCCAUGUCCUCGGACGACGGCGACUGGUGGGACCACUACUGCGACCGGACCAUGAACUACCUGUGUGAGUUCGACGACCGAGUGGCUCUCUGACUUCCUGACGCCUCCGCCCAACAGAAGAGCUGAAAUAAACGCUUUGUUACUUUUGACGCCGAUCGAGCCUCAUCCAGCCAACCGGAGGUGCCGGGCCGGCUUCGGUCCCAUGCUCGAUUCGUCCGCCGGAGAGUUCCGAGUCCCGCCUCACCAUCGCCCCCUAUCCGCUGCCAGCUUGAUUCGACACGCCCCGGUCAGGUUCCUCGCUGAAACAACCAGGAAGUCAUGUUCCGCAUCGCCUCGUCCCAACAGUGACGUGGAGGAACAGGAACAAGUCGCAGUGAGACACGUACAAACGCUUUGAUCAGGAUUUAUUCCAGGAAUCAAUAAAUGACUUCAAAGUCAC